Messenger RNA from Zingiber officinale, 534 nucleotides. RefSeq names its product TPD1 protein homolog 1-like. Gene Ontology annotation, biological process: cell fate determination. The transcript has 3 exons. The record is from RefSeq and is a predicted model, not a curated record. Lineage: Eukaryota; Viridiplantae; Streptophyta; Magnoliopsida; Zingiberales; Zingiberaceae. Bases 1 to 534 code for a protein of 177 amino acids.
AUGACAGGCGAUUUAACGCGGUUUUUCGCGGCGGCCACGGCGGCGAUUCCGGCUGUUGCGUUACUGCUGCUGCUCUCCUACGUACGUACAGUGUGUUACCUGCCGCGGGUGCAUCAAACCGAGAUCAAUCUCGUCUCCCACAAUCACCGCAGGCUACUUCAAGUCGACGAAGGUACAACUUCAUCGGGCUCUACGCAGCGGGUGGGCGACCAGUGCAGCAUGGACGACAUUGUGGUGUACCAGGGUGCGACUGGGCCGCUGCCGAGCGGGAUUCCGACGUACACAGUGUCGGUGCUGAACCUUUGCUCCGUCUCCGGAGGCUGUUCUUUAGGCAACAUUCACCUGAGAUGCGCAGCCUUCAGCUCUGCCCGCCUCAUCAACCCGCGCAUCUUCCGCCGCCUCAGCAUCAAUGACUGCCUCCUCAACGACGGCCGCCCGUUGGCCCCCGGCUCAGUAGUUUCCUUCCAGUACGCCAACUCCUUUUCUUAUAGGCUCGUCAUUUCUAAUGCCACGUGCGCUAAGGAGCAAUCCUGA